CUGGUCUUGCCCUGUUGCUCAGUACGAACAGCAAGCACCCACAAUAGGUUGGUGUAACGGAUUUCUGUGAGGUUGGAUUUGGAGGCUGUGGACUGUUCCUUGAAAUUGUCUCGGAUUAUCUGAUAUUGAUUUGAUAUUCAACGGAUCAUGGCGACCAGGACGGCACAGCAGACAUCCUCGGGUCUCCCUGACUUCCUGCAGUUCAACGACCUGGCCAGUGAAACUGCAGGUGGAAAGGUCAUAUUUGCCACAGAUGAAUGGUUCGCCCCUGCUCAGAACCUCUUGAAGAGAGAGACCCCUGAGUUCAUAGCGACAGCGUUUACUGAGUUUGGGAAGUGGAUGGAUGGUUGGGAAUCAAGGAGGAAGAGAAUUCCAGGGCAUGACUGGUGCAUCGUAGCGCUGGGGGUGCCGGGGGUGGUGCAUGGCCUUGACAUCGACACCUCGUUCUUCACAGGGAACUAUGCCCCCUCGGCCUCCGUGCAGGCUGCAUGUUUAGAGAGGCCACCAGCUCUUAGUCUGGAGGGAGACCGCACUGGCAUGGCAGCCUCUGAGGAGGAGCUCAGACGAGCUGCUGAGUUGCAUUCUGAGAAUUGGGAGGAGCUUGUUCCCGUGACGAAGAUGAAACCAGGAUAUGCUGACUCCUGUCACAACUACUUCCAUGUGAAUUCCUCACGAAGGGUCACUCACAUCAGGCUCAACAUGUACCCAGACGGGGGCAUCGCCAGGCUGAGGGUGUAUGGCGUGGGGCAGAGGGACUGGUCCACUGUGUCUCCCAGAGAGGAAGUGGACCUGGUUGCGCUGGUCAAUGGAGGGGUGUGUCUUGGCUACACAGAUGCCCACUUUGGUCACCCGCGCAACAUGAUUGGUUUGGGCCGAGCCCCCAACAUGGGAGACGGGUGGGAGACAGCAAGACGUCUGGACAGGCCUGCAGUGCUGGAGAUGGACGGCCAGGGCAUCCUCCAGGUGCCGGGCUCAGAGUGGGCGGUCCUCAGGCUGGGUCAUCCUGGGGUCAUCCACCGCAUCGAGAUCGACACCAACCACUUCAAAGGAAAUUUCCCAGACUCCUGUAGGCUAGAGGUGUGCCGUUUGUCAAGUGAUGAAGAGCAGCAGUGUGUCAGCAGCAAGUGGAGAAGGGAGCCCCCUGGUGGAUGGAGAGUGCUACUGCCUCCGCAGAAGCUUCAGGCCCAUCACCGACACAUGUACUCUGGAGAAAGCGUGCUGCGCUGUGGCGCGGUCAGUCAUGUGCGCCUGGUCAUCGCCCCAGAUGGCGGGGUCAGCCGGCUCAGGCUGUGGGGUAACAUCGCCUCCGGCCCCCCGGCCUCGGCCCACUCUGGCAGGCCAACAAAACCUGUCUCCAAACUGUGAUUCAAGUGUCCAAGUGUGUCUGUGUUAUGGCUACAGGUGACUGUACUGGCUCUUAAAAAGGGUACACUUCAUAUUUACAAAUAAAGACCAUUGAAG
Molecule: messenger RNA, 1461 nt
Organism: Sardina pilchardus (European sardine)
Lineage: Eukaryota; Metazoa; Chordata; Actinopteri; Clupeiformes; Clupeidae
Gene: allc
Product: allantoicase
Exons: 11
Coding region: 148-1365 (405 amino acids)
Biological process (GO): allantoin catabolic process
Molecular function (GO): allantoicase activity
Source: RefSeq, a predicted model, not a curated record